Nakaseomyces glabratus is the source of this 2103-nucleotide messenger RNA. It is a transcript of the gene VPS1, whose product is annotated as dynamin-like GTPase VPS1. Gene Ontology annotation, molecular function: microtubule binding; GTP binding; GTPase activity. The record is from RefSeq and is a predicted model, not a curated record. Lineage: Eukaryota; Fungi; Ascomycota; Saccharomycetes; Saccharomycetales; Saccharomycetaceae. Gene Ontology annotation, cellular component: microtubule; membrane; cytoplasm.
AUGGAUGAACACUUGAUUGCUACUAUUAACAAGCUGCAGGAUGCGCUGGCUCCACUUGGGGGUGGUUCUCAGUCUCCGAUUGACUUGCCGCAGAUUACCGUCGUUGGGUCGCAGUCCUCUGGUAAGUCCUCUGUCCUGGAGAACAUUGUCGGUAGGGACUUCUUGCCCAGAGGUACUGGUAUCGUGACCAGAAGGCCGCUGGUGCUGCAAUUGAUCAACAGGAGGUCUAAGAAGAGCGACAAGGAGGUGCAGAAGGCCUCUGACCAGCUGCUCGAUCUGAAUAUGGACGACCACAGCAAGAAGGAAGACCCUGCAGGUAAGAAAGGCCAGUCUGAGGAUAACGCCGAGGAGUGGGGUGAGUUCCUGCACUUACCAGACAAGAAGUUCUAUAACUUCGACGAGAUUAGAAACGAGAUCGUCAGGGAGACCGAUAAGCUGACCGGUACCAACUUGGGUAUCUCCCCUAUCCCAAUCAACCUGAGAAUUUACUCGCCACAUGUGUUGACAUUGACGUUGGUUGACUUGCCAGGUCUGACCAAGGUCCCAGUGGGUGACCAGCCUCCUGACAUCGAAAAGCAGAUCAAGGAUAUGUUGCUGAAAUAUAUCUCCAAGCCCAACGCCAUCAUCUUAUCCGUCAAUGCUGCAAACACUGAUUUGGCUAACAGUGACGGUUUGAAAUUGGCUAGAGAGGUUGAUCCAGAAGGUACGAGAACCAUUGGUGUUUUGACCAAAGUUGAUCUGAUGGAUAAAGGUACAGAUGUGAUCGAUAUUUUGGCCGGUAGAGUUAUCCCACUGAGAUAUGGUUACAUCCCAGUCAUUAACAGAGGUCAGAAGGACAUCGAACACAAGAAAACCAUCAGAGCAGCACUACAGGACGAGAAGAAAUUCUUCGAGGAACAUCCUUCCUACAGCUCUAAGGCACAUUACUGUGGUACUCCAUACUUGGCCAAGAAGCUAAACUCUAUUCUUUUGCACCACAUUAGACAAACAUUGCCUGAUAUCAAAAACAAGAUUGAGAGCACUUUGAAGAAAUACGUUAACGAAUUAGAGAGUCUAGGUCCAGAGACCAUGGACUCUGCAAGUUCUAUCGUUUUGAGUAUGAUCACUGAUUUCUCCAACGAGUACACUGGUAUACUAGAUGGUGAAGCCAAGGAGUUGACCAGUCAGGAACUAUCUGGUGGUGCCAGAAUCUCAUUUGUAUUCCAUGAGAUAUUCAAGAAUGGUGUGGACUCUUUGGACCCAUUUGACCAAAUCAAGGACUCAGACAUCAGAACCAUCAUGUACAAUAGUUCAGGUUCUGCCCCAUCACUGUUCGUUGGUACUGAGGCCUUUGAAGUGUUAGUGAAACAACAGAUCAGAAGAUUCGAAGAGCCAUCACUACGUCUAGUGACUUUGGUGUUUGACGAAUUGGUGCGUAUGUUGAAGCAGAUCAUCUCUCAACCUAAAUAUGCCAGAUACCCAGCCCUAAGAGAGGCCAUCUCCACACAAUUCAUCGAUUACUUGAAGGAGGCCAUCGUGCCAACCAAUGAGUUUGUGCAAGACAUCAUCAAGUCUGAGCAAACGUAUAUCAACACUGCCCACCCAGACUUGCUAAAGGGUUCUCAAGCCAUGUCGAUGGUCGAGGAGAAGUUGCACCCACGCCCAACUGCCGUUGACCCCAAGACCGGCAAACCGUUGCCAAACCAACCUCCAGCCAAGCCAAUGCCUGCUGUAGAAGAGAAGUCUGGCUUUUUCGGCGGGUUCUUCUCCACCAAGAACAAGAAGAAGCUUGCUGCGCUGGAGUCACCACCUCCAGUGUUGAAAGCCACUGGCCAAAUGACCGAGAGGGAGACCAUGGAGACUGAAGUGAUCAAGCUACUGAUAAACAGUUACUUCAACAUCGUCAAGAGAACCAUCGCGGACUUGGUCCCUAAGGCACUAAUGCUGAAGCUGAUCGUCAAGAGUAAGAACGACAUGCAGAAGGUGCUGCUGCAGAAGCUAUACGGCAACCAGGACAUCGACGAGCUGACAAAGGAGAACGACAUCACCAUCCAGAGAAGAAAGGAGUGCCAGAGAAUGAUCGAAAUCCUGAAAAACGCAAGCCAAAUCGUCACCUCCGUCUGA